AUGCUGCUCAGCGAUGCUGAGGCCAAGAUCACGGCGGUGCUGAGGUCACUUCACGACACCCCACGCACCACCUAUGAGGUGGAGAACCUCUAUCGGUUGAACUGCGAGCGCAUCGCCGCCGUCCGCGCAGCACUCGCUGACAUGAGUGGUGACUACGUCGAUCAACUGCGCGAGAGGUGCGACGAGGCAGAAAAGCAGGCGCAGGCGAAGCGCGCCGCCGGCGUGGCCAACACGGCCGCCACUGACAACGCCUUCUCCCUCGACUUUGCUCUGGAAGAGGCGGAGGGGCAGAACGAGGCGGAAAUCGAGUCGGCGGUGGCAGCGGCAGCGCACGGCAGCAGGCGACCAAAGAAGUCAAGUGGAAAGGAAAAGUCCAAGAAGAAAGACGGGGAGGAGAGGCACAAGAAGGAGAAACGGACUUUAGAUGAUGUGCCACCCGUAGCUCCACACCCUGCCGGCGGGGGCAGCUGCGAGGACAACGCUGCUGACAAGGCUACCUCGUCUCAGUCGACGAGGUGGGUGGUGCUGUCCCGCGAUGACGACCUCAUCAGCAACGAAGUUCUGCCCGCGCUGUCGACAAGUGGUCGAGGAAAGUGCGAGGAAGUGCCAAACACUUCUCUGGCGCGAGUCUUUUUCACUGAGGAAGUGACCUGGGAGGGCGCAUCGUGCCAGUGCGCGGUGGAGCUCUACCGGUGCGUGGUGAUCGCCAUGACGUACGGCGAGCCGCAGCUGAGCUGGGCGGAGUGCGAGAAAAUAAUGCAGUCUCAAGCAGCGGCGGCAUCAAAAGCAGGCGACAUCAAGGAUGAGUGUUUCUACCCCCCCUCUGUGAAGUGCGCCGGCCUCAGAUCGCCAAAGACAUCCUCGGAUGGCGACGGUGAGGGCACCGAAGACGACAGCGCGUCGUUAAUCGAGGACAUGACCCUAUCAGAGCAGCUGAUCGCCCAGUACGAUCAAGCACAGCAGGCGGAGGAGGAGGAGGCUGACACAUUGACCCUCCCGCGCAACGUCUCAGAGCGCUUUCAGCAGCGUCUCCGUGGCUUCACAGAUGAAGUGUGGGUCAUUCUUCUCUGCCACGGCGGGUAUUUUGCCGGCGGUAUCUUUGCGAGAGGCACCUGCGUCACUCACAAGGCGUUUCAGCGCUAUGUAGUCCGCAAGAAGCAAGGCGGCAAGCAGUCCUCGAAUGCGAAGGACACGGGGAGCUACAACAGCGUCGGGUCCCAAAUCCGCGCCGCACAGGAAGUCAAGUGGCGCGUGGAAGUGCGGGACAUUCUGCUGGACUGGAUGCCCUACAUCCAGGCCGCUUCUUUUAUCCUCUACGCCGCCCCAGGCCCUCAAAACAGAGCUGUUCUAACCGACUUUUCCCUCCUCCCCGCGGUGGCGUCGGUCGGAGGCAGCAAAGGUGUCUCGCCCAUUCAGCUGAAGGACCCGCGAGUGAGCCGAGUGCCACUCACGACGCACCGACCCACCUUUGAGGAGGUGCGGCGCAUCUAUGGCGUAUGCUCACGCUGCAGCUUACUAUACGUGAGACAGGAAGAUGCGUAA
Molecule: messenger RNA, 1542 nt
Organism: Leishmania mexicana MHOM/GT/2001/U1103
Lineage: Eukaryota; Euglenozoa; Kinetoplastea; Trypanosomatida; Trypanosomatidae
Exons: 1
Coding region: 1-1542 (513 amino acids)
Source: RefSeq, a predicted model, not a curated record